AUGAAUAACCUCGGUAAACUUCUAUGCGAGCGGCUUAUGAUAAGAGUGGGAGGUGAGAUAGUAUACGACAAUAACGGUGAAAGUCUCAUCGAAGUCUACAAAGAUCUCUGGAAGACUGACCCAAAAAGAGCGAACAUGGUAGAAUAUGGGAUUAUGAACGAAAACACAAGAAAGAUGUUAUCGAAGGAUGACAGUGUCGAUCAGACCGCAAAGGAGGACGGCGGUUAUGACCUGGUAAUGGCAAAGGUAUACAAGGAGCAGAAAAUGAAACUUGGAAAAAUACUUAAUGACCAUGGUCCUUACACACCGUACAGCAUGAAGAGCGGAUUCGAGUACACGGUAACCCUCCCAAAAGCCGACAAGAUUAUGGUUGCACAGUCAAACGAGAAGGUGGAAGGAUAUGCAUUGAAGAAUAUACACUUGGAAUACGAAACUAUUGAGAAUGAAGAACUGGCCAAACGGGUAAACGAAGGAUACGAAACCGGUAGGUCCCUAUCCUAUGAACACGCAACACUGUUGAAAACAACUGUGUGGGCGAAGUCAUCUGGCAAAGCAAGGUUUAACGAAACCACAGACGUUCCGAGGGAAAGCAUGAGAGGGCUGUGGUCCUACUUUUCAGAAAAAGAACGGUAA
This is a messenger RNA of Paramuricea clavata, 633 nucleotides long. Lineage: Eukaryota; Metazoa; Cnidaria; Anthozoa; Malacalcyonacea; Plexauridae. The record is from the annotation of a GenBank genome assembly.